Molecule: messenger RNA, 1052 nt
Organism: Symbiodinium necroappetens
Lineage: Eukaryota; Dinophyceae; Suessiales; Symbiodiniaceae
Source: the annotation of a GenBank genome assembly
GAGCUCCGCCGUUCUGCCAGGCCCUCGGCGUCAGAGGACACUGCCUCGGCUCGCCAUGCCGGGUUCAGGAUGUUGUGAGUUGCCUGGAUCGCUAUGCAAGGUAUGAGCCACUAGACUUGCCGGGAGAAGGACGAACGCAGGAGGCCAAUGUACGUGCUUGCCAGCAGCGCUGUGCUAGUGUGGCCGCCUGCUCACACUUCUCUUUCUUUCGGGAUGGAGGUUGCCACCUCCAGGACUCGUCCGCAGGCCUUGUCCCAGACGAAGAUGCUUUCUGCGGCCCCUCAAGAUGCGCUUCAAGCAGUGCUUCAGAACCCGUGCCAGAGGUCUCGUCGUGGCUGAUCGACAGGAGCUCCCUGCCGUUGCAGGUUCGUGGCUCCCACGUGCUUUCGGUCGAUGGACGGCGCCAAGUCCUCGCGUGUGUAAAUUGGUACGGAGCCCACAUGGAGAUGCUGGUGAACAAUGGGCUCAAUGUGAGAUCGCUCGCAGAGGUUGCCCAUCAUAUCGUGGAGUUGAAGUUCAACUGCGUUCGCUUGCCGUAUAGCCUGGACUCGCUGAAUCUCAGUGCCGCCUCAAUUCCACAUCCUGCAUCCCAGCUGUGCCACAAUCCAGAGCUCCAGGCGUCGACGCCGCUGGAAAUUUUCGACUCAACGGUGCAAGCACUGACAGAUGCGGGCUUGCUGGUCGUGCUGAACAAUCACGUGUCCAAGCGUGGUUGGUGCUGCGACGCGUCUGAUGGCGAGGGACUUUGGUACACCGAGGAUUUUCCAGAAUCCGUUUGGUUAGACCACCUGAGCUUCCUGGCAGCUCGUUACCGCGACAAUGCCGGAGUCGUUGGUUUCGAUAUUCGGAACGAGAUACGAUCUACGGAGUUUGAAACUCCAACUUGGGGUGGUGGCAGCACAGAUUGGGCGGAGGCAGCUUCCAAAGGGAGCAGGCGAGUCCUGGACGCGAAUCCAGACAUGCUACUUUUCAUUUCGGGCUUGGAGCAACUUGUCUCCCGUGAAAUAUGCAGACAUGGAAAUCUCACUUGCAUGGGCCAGUUGUGUCGCUAA